AUGGAGAGGGCGAGAUUGGAGGUUGCAAACGACUUCAUCAAGGAGCGCGGCGGCGAGCCUGAGAAAAUCCGCGAGUCCCAGAAGAAGCGAUGCGCGCCCGUCGAGAUUGUCGACGAGAUCAUCGCAGACUUUGAAGACCACCGUCGCACACAAUACGAUGCCACCCAAUUCGGCUCCAAGAUAAACGCGGUCCAGAAGAGCAUCGGCGCCAAGAAAAAGGCCAAGGAAGACGCCUCCGAGCUGCUCGAGGAGAAGAAGAAGCUGGAGGCCGAGAAGAAGGAGAAGGAGGCCGAGGCUGCGGAGAAGCUGGCCAAGCUGCUCACAAAGACGAAGACGGUCGGAAACUACGUGUACAAGGACGUUCCAGUCAGCGAUAGCGAGGACAACAACGCGGUUCAGAAGACAUGGGCUCCUGCGGACCGGAAAGCAGAGUUCAAGGCAGAUGGCAUCCCACAUCACGGUGUACUUGCGCGGUUGAACGGAUACGACCCGGAGAGAGGUACCAAGAUUGUUGGGCACAGAGGAUACUGCCUGACUGGAUACGGUGUCUUCCUCAACCAAGCGCUCAUCAACUACGGUCUUGAGUUCCUGUUCAGCAAAGGCUUCACACCCAACCAACCGCCCUUCUUCAUGCUCCGGGACCAGAUGGCGAAGACCGCACAACUCUCCGAUUUCGACGAGGAACUCUACAAGGUCACCGAGAGCAAGGACAAGCCAGAGACCGACAAGUACCUCAUCGCCACCUCAGAACAACCCAUCUCCGCCCUUCACUCCGAGGAGUGGCUACACGACAAGGAACUGCCCAUAAAGUACGCCGGAUACUCCACAAACUUCCGGAAAGAAGCAGGUUCACACGGCAAAGACGCAUGGGGAAUCUUCCGGAUACACCAGUUCGAAAAGGUUGAGCAAUUCCUCCUCACAAACCCCGAGAAGUCAUGGGAAGCUUUCGACGAGAUGCUAGCCAACUCUGAGGAGUUCUACCAGAGUCUAGGUCUGCCGUACCAGGUGGUCGCCAUUGUCUCUGGUGCGCUGAACAACGCUGCUUCGAUGAAGCGCGAUCUUGAGGCCUGGUUCCCUGUUACGGGUGGUGGAGAGUACAAGGAGCUUGUUUCCAUUUCCAACUGCACCGACUACCAGACGCGCGAGCUGGAGAUUAGACAUGGAAUUAAGAAGUUGAACGCUACAAGGAAGGAGUACGUUCAUGCGCUUAACGGUACUCUGUGCGCGACUGAGCGAACUCUUUGCUGUAUCCUUGAGAACUACCAGACACCCGAGGGCUUCGUCGUUCCGGAGGUGCUAAGGAAAUACAUUCCGGGUCAGCCUGACUUCUUGCCUUUUGUCAAGGAGUGGAGGGCGCCCAAGGAACCUAUUCCUGACCGGACGAAGUAG
This is a messenger RNA of Alternaria ventricosa, 1389 nucleotides long. RefSeq lists its product as uncharacterized. Bases 1 to 1389 code for a protein of 462 amino acids. The record is from RefSeq and is a predicted model, not a curated record. Gene Ontology annotation, biological process: seryl-tRNA aminoacylation. Gene Ontology annotation, cellular component: cytosol. The transcript has 6 exons. Lineage: Eukaryota; Fungi; Ascomycota; Dothideomycetes; Pleosporales; Pleosporaceae. Gene Ontology annotation, molecular function: tRNA binding; ATP binding; serine-tRNA ligase activity.